Soboliphyme baturini is the source of this 500-nucleotide messenger RNA. The record is from the annotation of a GenBank genome assembly. NCBI's taxonomy places the organism in Eukaryota, Metazoa, Nematoda, Enoplea, Dioctophymatida, Soboliphymatidae.
UUGGCUUUAAAUGUAGGUUUCCAGCACUUAACAGUUUUAUUUUUAGGAACGAAGAAGCUGGACCCAGUGGUUGUCGGCAGAUGGCGGCAGAUUCAUCGCCGCAUCGGCGCCCGCUUGCCGUUGUCGUAUUUUACCAGUCCUAACGCCAACGUUACGGGGCAAAUAUUUUCCAAAUGGCUGUCAAACCUGGAUGACGUGAUGGUGCGUCAGAAACGACGCAUUUGUCUGCUGGUUGACAGCCUGUACGGCUAUAAACUUAUGAACGAGCUGAAAGCCGUCAGGAUUGUCUUUCUGCCAUCGGUCGGCUGCCGUCAGAGCAUUUCAAUCGCAUUGAAGUUCAACUAUCGCGCUCUACUGUUACAUUGGCUGCUUAACGCACUUCGCAAACGGAAAUCAGGUGCUAUUUUCUUCUUUAUUAUUGCGUUAUUUCUUAUGUUUACCCAUCACAAUUGUUCGCGAUAUCUGCAUUUUAGUAUUAGGUGUCUAUCGUUUUACUGAAC